Molecule: messenger RNA, 1994 nt
Organism: Salvia splendens (bonfire salvia)
Lineage: Eukaryota; Viridiplantae; Streptophyta; Magnoliopsida; Lamiales; Lamiaceae
Product: peroxisome biogenesis protein 1
Exons: 9
Coding region: 817-1836 (339 amino acids)
Biological process (GO): protein import into peroxisome matrix
Cellular component (GO): peroxisomal membrane; cytosol
Molecular function (GO): ATP hydrolysis activity; ATP binding
Source: RefSeq, a predicted model, not a curated record
GUGUGUUAAAUCAUAUUCUGUAUUUGAAGACGUGCGUUGGACCUGAUCCCAAAUUAUUUAGCUUUAUAGUUUCUCAUAAAAUUGUUUUUAGGGUUUAAAUUUUUUAGAAUCAGACAACUGUAAAAUUACUGUUCUUGAAUUCUUUUUAGAGACUAAGGCAUCUUUCAAUUGAAUCUUGACUUUUAUGUUGGUGUCAUUUCCAUAAAGAAGGGAUCUUUGGUUUCCUCAAACGGAAGCUUCCAUUUAGUUUUUCAGCAUGCCGCAACCAACUUGAAGAUAAAUCAAACUCGUUCUCUAGUUCAAUGGAUGAAUCCAUGUGGUUCGGCUGCAGCAGCUGCCUUCAAGAUCAAAUACCCAGUGACUAUUAAGAAUAUAAUGGCUGAUGAACACAUGGAUGGUAUAACAUUUCAGUUGUUUUCAGUUAAUGUGGAUCUUGUUGAGUAUGAUUUGUACUUUUAGCCCCCGUUCGGUUGCCCAUAUUCAGUCUCAAAUUAUAUUAAACCCAUGUUUGGUUGGUCAUAUUAUACCUUUGACUCAAUCUGAGAUUGAAUCCAGGAUGAAUAGUCAGGAGACAAGUAAUCAGGGCUUGACCCCCCUACGACAAAAUUAGUCCGUGUGUAUAGAUAUUAACUUUCCAUCUCUACCCUCUAUAAAUUCAAUGAAUUUGAUAUCCUCAACUGCCGUAGAACCAGAUUUGGGAAGAAAGAGAUUCAGAUUUGGAGAUAGAGUGAAUCUUUGCAUGAUGGAGACUAUAAUACCUAUGAACUUGCAUUUGACAAAGGCUGUGUGAGCAACUUUUCUUCAAAAAGUUUAGACAUGUUGCUAGAGAAGCUGCAUCUGGGUGAUAUGUUAUUCUCUCAUGUUUCCCCUUCAGUAUUUCCUGGAAAUGUCAUUUCUGCUUCAAGUUCUUCAUUGGACUGGAUGGGUACAGCUCCAUCUGAUGUAAAUCACAGGUUGAUCUCUUUGCUAUCUCCUACUUCUGGAAUGUUGUUCAGUAUCUAUAAUCUGCCGUUGCCUGGGCAUAUUCUAAUAUGCGGACCUGCAGGAAAGCAAAGGAGCUUUUGUGGGACUGGUCCCAUUGCAUUCAUUGCUACUGUGCAAUCCCUGACUAAUUUUCCACAGAGCUUGAGCUGUUCUGGACGGUUUGACUUUCAUAUCAAUCUUCAUGCACCUGCUGCUGCUGAACGGUCAGCUAUAUUGAAGCAUGAGAUGGAGAAACGAUCAUUGCAAUGUUCUGAUGAUCUCCUGUCAGAUAUAGCAUCAAAAUGUGAUGGAUAUGAUGCUUAUGAUCUACCGGUGGCCAUGCGAGACAUCACUAAACCAGCUACCGAAGGUGGUCGCUCUGGUUGGGAAGAUGUUGGUGGUCUUAAUGACAUUGGAAAUGCUAUUAAAGAGAUGAUUGAGCUACCUUCAAAAUAUCCCAACAUAUUUGCACAAGCACCAUUAAGAUUGCGAUCCAAUGUUCUCUUAUAUGGUCCUCCUGGUUGUGGGAAAACACAUAUUGUUGGUGCAGCUGCUGCAGCAUGUUCACUACGGUUCAUCUCAGUGAAAGGGCCCGAAUUGCUUAACAAGUAUAUUGGUGCUUCUGCACAAGCUGUCAGUUCCUUCAUCCAGCUCAACCUAAUAUUUCUUUUGCUGUUCCGCCUCAGCUACCAAUACCUUCGUCACAUUAUAUGCCAGUUUCUAACAGAAUUGGAUGGUGUUGAAGUCUUGACUGGUGUAUUUGUUUUUGCUGCUACUAGUCGACCAGCUUUGCUCGAUGCUGCACUUCUACGGCCUGGACCGACUUUUAUUUUGAGAUUUUCCAUCACACCAGGAGAGGCUAGAGAUUCUUAAGGUCCUCUCAAGAAAGUUACCAAUGGAUGGUGAUGUCGACUUGGAUCACGUAGCUCAAAUGACUGAAGGCUUCAGUGGAGCUGACCUUCAAGCGCUUCUCUCAGCACAACUAAAAAGAUGCACGUAAUCACAAAUGCUCUAUUGAAGUCCAUCGCGUC